UCUGGUUUAUAAUAAGAUAUCCCUUCAAUUCAUUCAUGCACACACAAGCACAACUCAUCUUCUUUCUUUCUGCAUUGUGCAGUAACUUUUCCCAAACCUCUUUUCCUCCACUUAAAAUGGUUGAUAAUAAGCUAUUCAAAUAUGUUUCCUUAGUACUUUUGGUGCUUAAUUUUUGUAUGUAUGUCAUUGUGUUGAGCAUUGGUGGUAAUGCUCUCAACAGAGCCAUUGACUAUGGCUUUGUCAUUGGUCCUGAUUUUCAUCGUCCGGAUCAUUUCGCGCCAAUAUACUUUCCAUUUGGGAACGAGGCAACCGGGUUUUUUGUCACGUUUGCAGUGUUGGCCGCGGUGAUUGGAAUCGCUUCAGUCGUGGCAGGGAUCAACCAUAUCCGGUUUUGGACCGCCAAGAGCUUACCAUCUGCAGCUAGUGCUGCCAUUAUUGCCUGGACUCUCACACUCCUUGCUAUGGGCUUUGCUUGCAAAGAGAUUGAACUCGAAUCCAGAAACUCCAGGCUGAGAACAAUGGAGGCAUUCAUAAUCAUCCUUACAGCCACGCAGCUUUCAUAUGUAGUGGCCAUUCAUAGCAUUGUUAUAACAACAUAAUAAUGAGUUUUUGAGAGUUGAGACUGAACUGAAGUGGAUUUUGUUUUGAUUUGAUUUGCUUUGUUUUGGUUUAUUUAUUUUUGUACUUUAUUUUCACUAUCUUUCUCUUCUUUUCUUAGCCAAAAUCUUGCUAGGAGUUUUGGCACUUUACUGUGUGAUUUUGUUUAUUAUCAUAAACAUGUAUCAAAUUAUUUUUGCAGAUUAAUGAGUUUUGGCACAUAA
Molecule: messenger RNA, 821 nt
Organism: Humulus lupulus (European hop)
Lineage: Eukaryota; Viridiplantae; Streptophyta; Magnoliopsida; Rosales; Cannabaceae
Product: membrane protein PM19L-like
Exons: 4
Coding region: 36-599 (187 amino acids)
Source: RefSeq, a predicted model, not a curated record